CCGAGAAAUUUAUCACUUUGUGAAGUCACACAUUGUGUGUAGUGCUGAAACUCUUAAAAAAGAUUGCAGUGCAUUGCCGGAAGUUGGCCACACCUUGCAUUCACCACAGCAUUGCAGGCUAAGGCCCAAUUUUACAGUCUUCCUUCACCAAAAGCCUUAUCAACACGGCAACAUUUACAAGCAAAUAAAUCUGAUUUCACAAUCGUUGCUUUCGUCACCUUAGAACUCCCCACACUGUUGCCCAACUCCCCAAAACCAUGACGUCAAACCAAAGUGUUGGCACGAGGAGCAGCCAGCAAAACAAGUGAAGAUAAAAGUUUCCCUAAAUGUGCAGUAAGCUUCAAAACCUGGACCCAAAAGACUAGGCACCGACAGGAGCAGCAGCUCUAUCACUGCUCACGAGUUCAAAGGCCCGUCCUUUACUUGUGGGCGGCAUCUCUCAGGCCGCGCCUCGCGUGACGUCAUGGAGGCAGCAACACUCCACAGUAUAUAAGGCGGCGCGUCCCUCCUCGGCCAUCACUCGUGAUCAGCUUCAGUCACAGUCGCCAUGGCUCUCAAGGUUGUCCUGCUCUCCGCCCUCGUGGCAGCCGCCCUCGCCCGCCCCGACACGUCCUACCGCCCUCCCACAUCCUCCUACCACGCCCCCGCCCCAGACGCGCCGCCCAGGUACGACUACAACUACGCCGUGGUGGACGACUACUCCGGCAACAACUACAAUGCCCAGGAGGCGCGCGACGGCUACGACACCCAAGGAUCCUACUACGUGCUGCUGCCCGACGGCCGCCGGCAGAGGGUCACCUACAACGUCAACGGCGACUCAGGAUUCCUGGCCGAGGUAACAUACGAGGGCGAGGCCCAGUAUGCCCCCCAGAGCUACGCCCCCGCCCCCGCCCCCUCCUACAGGCCAGCGCCCACCCCGCCAGCCUACCUGUGAGCACCCCGCAGGACACAAUGUACACAAUUAUUUAUUAAAGCAUUCAUCACCUG
Scylla paramamosain (green mud crab) is the source of this 987-nucleotide messenger RNA. Its product is annotated as cuticle protein 8-like. Lineage: Eukaryota; Metazoa; Arthropoda; Malacostraca; Decapoda; Portunidae. The record is from RefSeq and is a predicted model, not a curated record. The transcript has 3 exons. Gene Ontology annotation, cellular component: extracellular matrix. The coding region runs from base 548 to 934 and encodes 128 amino acids.